UAGACACUCGUGUGUGUGUGUGUGAGGACAGCAGCAGCCGGCCGCGCCGGGGGAUCCUAUGUUUGUCCCCCAUUCUAUUUUUUGAUGUGCAGGCAACAUGAUGUAUGGCUUCGUUACUUAUUGAUGAUGAUCAACAUGCCCAAGUGUCAACAGACCGUCGAAGAAUGUCCAGCAAUCAAGUAACUGAGCCUGGAUUUGCAGAUUGAAGAACAGUGAAGACGCUGCCAUCAAACAUGGAUACUGCUGCAUGACGAGUUCUAGGAUGCAUUAAUCCAUCAUGAAACAUCCGUCCAAGAAUGUGGAAGAAUUUGAGUAUAACUUGGGGAAAGCCCCCGAUCUCCGCUGUGAAAAUGGCACAAUCACAACGACCUGCGACAAAUGCGAGAGCUGUCGGAUACGCAACCAUCUCACUAAGACACGUCAGUGGUUCCUACGUGCCGGAGAGAAGACAAGAAAGAAUUUCAUGCUGGGUAUGAUCCGACGCUUUCACAGCAUCAACCUCCUGAGCUACAUCACAAAUCUACUACGACCUCUCAUUGGGAAAGACUUCACCUACGCCCGAUCCCGGACGAAUCCUAGUGUCGCUGGCGAUGGCGCCAGCACAGGGGACAACCGGGCAUUGUGGAACUCAGAAACAGAGCAGAGAGUAACUGAGUGUUGGCUCUGGUUUAAAGAUGCUCGAUACUGGAGUAAAACUAACUAUUUAUUGGGUGUGCUACAGAUGUGUAAUGGAGAGUUGUUGUACUGUAUUGGAACGUUGGCUCGGACGAUGUUGGCCGCAGAACAAAGAGCUGCUGAGGGUUACGUGCAUGAAGAUUACGAAAGAGCGUCCCUUGCCGACACUGUCUACUCCUACCGUUCGGAAGCUUACCCUGAAAACGAGCUCCUUCGAACGGCAGGUCAUGAAUAUUCAACAUCUAUAACCUGUCAGUCUGAUUCGUCAGAGUAUCUUGACUCCUCCCACAUUGUUGUUGAAGAUGGAGAAGAUAGACUUACCAUUGAGUCCUUUGAGAUGUCUUCCAUCGACCCGACGCUCUGCAUCAUGCCAACGUCUCAGUCGGCCCUGGGAGGGAUUUGGCAUUAUCGAGACUUCGUCCGAGAGCUUCCGGUUCAUCUGUCUAAGAACAUCUUAAGUUAUUUGGAGUAUGGGGACCUAGUAAACUGUAUGAAUGUUAGCCGUCACUGGGCGCAUAUUGCUAAGGAAGUGGAGGAAGAUCUAAGGAUGAGGCAGCUACUAUGGGAAGAGGUUAUGCUCAUGCAGGGAUCUUCUGCGCAGGGUGGUAAUCCAGUCUUCGCCAACUACCUAACAGUCCCAGUGCCCCGACUGGUUGGAGAGUGUCGCAAUGUUGCUCCUUCUGAUCUACCUCCAAUGGAAGUAGAUUUCAAAUCAGAGAUUAAUAUCGGAAGUUCAUACAGAGGUAUAGUGACUAACGAUAUUCAGAUUGAGGAGAGGAAUGUAUACUGUGGAGCUUACAACGUCAUGGUGCUGUCAGAUCAGGAUGAUAUUAACAGGGUAGUCUCCUAUAACUACGGUUCGCUGGUUGCUAUCGGAUCGUUUGAUCGUCAUGUGAAAUUCCUAGAUGUUCUGACCGGGCAUGAUACGGGACCGGUCAUAACUGGACAUGCGGGGUCCAUCAGAUGUCUGUACAUCAACGACCUUAAGGAUUAUGUCCUCAGUGGUAGCUAUGAUACAAGUAUUAGGUGUUGGGACGUGAAGACAGGACGAUGUCUAAAGAUCUUCCAUGGUCACCAAGACACGAUCCUGUGCCUUAAUAUGUCUCGUGAUAGAUCAGUCAGCCUAGUCGUCUCAGGAGGCAAGGAUAACGUUGUCAAAGUGUGGAAUUUUGACAAUGGGAAAUGUCUGCGGACAUUUAAGCAUAUACACCAGGUGAAUACGGUGGCCAUACACGGUGAUACAGUGGUAAGCGGAUGUGAAGGUGGACGAGUGAAGGUGUGGAGCAUUAAAGAUGCAUGUCUCAUUAAGACUUUGUACCAGUCCCCCAAGAACACCAAUCGAUUUGGAUUUAUCAACCCUCACACCCACCAAGGGCCUAUAACCACAGUGAAGUUGGAUGAUUGGCACAUUGUAUCGGGUAGCAGAGAUGGCUAUGCAUUGGUGUGGAGUGCAAUAGGAGAUCAUAAGAGAUGCGUUACAGCAUUGAGACAUCCAAAGGAGGUCCUGUGUUUAGAGAUGUCCUAUCUACGAGUCAUCACAGGGUGUGAAGAUGGUAAACUACGCAUCUGGAAUAUGUUGAGUGGUGACUGCCUUAGGGUCAUGAGAGGCAACAGCAGAUCCGAUCCUAUAGAAGAUAUCUACCCAUGUGGAGAGAGGCUCGUCUUACACACAGUGAACAAUCUUCUUGUCUUAAACUUUGAGGAUGUCCAAUGGGAUUACGAACAGGAGGAAAAGAUUGAGCUUCUCCGGUACAAGAACCAUUAUGGUGAUGCUCCACUUCGAAAACACACCUACCCCUUUAUCAGGGCAAAGCGCAGUGAGAGGGCAGGGGCUAGCAACCCCAAAAUCAUCCGCCAUCACCAAGCAGCAGGUCAAGGGUCACAGUUUGGUCAUAGCGCUCGCACAUUACACGCCAAGAAGUUAGAGACGGCGAAGAAAAUCCAGAAACAGGUUCGGGAUGUUUCGUUUGCGUCGAGUCUGAAAGGCAGUGUGUAUCAUAAUGUACAGGGUUUGAAGGAUGAAGCUCCCGGGAGCCUUCCUAGGACUAAGGAUGGUUCAUUGGUAGACUAUUCUCAGUCCUACAUGAGGUCUUCAAGGCCACCAAGUGCUGCUUCCAGGCCACCAACAGCCUCCUCUUCUAGGCCACUGACAGGCUUGUCCAGAGCUGUCACUCCUCAGUCUUUGGUUGGAAGAACAAAAUCACAACAAGACGUCAGGGGUAGCCCAACUCUAUCUCGACCGCCAACUGGGAGCCAUGGAGGGUCCAGGCCACCCACUGCCUUCUCAACCAAGAGUGGGAUAUUAAAAACAGCCAAGUUUGAGCUUCCAUUGCGCGGACACAGUGCUCCUGUAAGGGGAAGUCAUCAGAAGCAGAAUGCUAAUGAUGCAAUGACCCUCUCAGAGAGCAAAGCUCUAAUCAGAUCCCAUCUACGUACUAAGGACGUACCAACGCCUAGGGAUAAACUCUUCCUAACAAUGAACUGUAUUGAGAGCUCGAAGAAGAACUCUCAGCUUGUGCACAAUACAACAGCGAAUGCUUUAGAGAUCGACUACAAGAGCCGUCCCCCUGUUAGUCCAACUCUAACACAGUUUUCAGUCGAAAGUCAGAAUAGACGGCACACAGGGAGGAAGUCUGCAGCUGCCUGUCCCUCAGAAGCAUCUGUCGUCACUUAUUUUGAAACGCAAGAGUUUGACAAGAAGCCUCAUAUAAGCUUACAUUCCAAAAUGACACCCUCCAGCAUUCCAAAAGAAACCCUAACAACGCCGAAAAAGUCUGUACUUAUUCGGCCGAGCUCCGGCCGUGCACCCUCAGCCAAGAGACCAGAUAUUAUCCGUAGGAGUCACAGUGCAAGCGCUAUCCUCACGUCUUCUCCCCAUCCGGAUCUGACAACCCAAACAGCAGCUGCAGUCCGUAAGAAAAGCUCACACGGCUGGACCACAUCACACACACAGCCUGUUGUCAUUCCCCCGAUGCUGAUGCAUGGCCUCAGCAGCAUCGAUCCAGGCAGUCAGGCACCAACGAAACACCGCCGAAGCAUCACUAAAAUCCUUAUGGGCCCCCCUGUAGAGGUCAAGGAUCCAUUGAAGAGUCACAAGGAGUUCCAGAUUCGUACCCGAGAGCAGACAGAGCAGUACAUGAAUCAAGUAUCGCAGAUUCAAAAGAAGGAUUUUUUAGAAAAGAAAACCCAAAUGGAAGCACUGCAAAGAAAGUUGUGGCUUGCAAAGGCCAAAGGUCAAGAACACCAGGACUACAGCAAGAAACCAAGAGCUUUCGCUCCAGAGAUACGAGAAUGAUCAGUUAUUAUUUCUUGAAAAUUCCUGUAACUGUGACGUAAUACCACUGCACACCACGCCCACUCCACACAAUUUGGCUCCACUGAUUCCCAGAAGCCAAGGCCUGAUAUUUGAGGCAAGAGGGUGAUUGCCUCCAUGCCCCCUUGGUGCCCUAAAAAAUGCUACGCUGAAAUCUACCUUUUUCUAAUAGGGUGUCCUUUACCAAGAAGAAAAUGCCUUGGUGACCUUGCCCUUUCAAAAACAAAGCAUACAAACCUGGAAGCCUAUUAGAGUUGCAGACUUAAUCACCUAGCCACUGUGGUUAACAUGGUACAAGUGAGCCUACAAGUAUGACUGCUUUGUUUACAAAUCUCCUGUGAAAUUACCAUAGUAUUAUGAGCUGGAAGUUGCUGGAAAUGCAGCAGAUAUGCACUUGUGCGGCAUUCUGCACUUACAAUUAUCUUUCUCUAGUAUAGGGUUAGAGCAAAAUUUCUGUGCCAGCUGAACAAAAACUAAAACUCCUUGCUAACCGGUAUAAUAUGUUCGUGCAUAGUGGGACUUUUCUGUUACCAUAUAAGCACAAACAAGCAGAACCAUAAAAUUGGGUGAGCUGGAUGUACAUUACGCCAUAAAGGCAGUUUAUUUACAUAAUUGCUGUUUGACUUAAGUAGUUUUUCUAAUGAUUUAUUGCAGUGCACGAAAGAAAUGAUCAAUUUAUAUGUAUAUUUUUCUUGCCAUUUUGUUUCAGCUUUAAAACCAAAGUCCUUUCACUCAAAUUUGUGUGAAAUGUAUUUCUAUUCUGAACGAAAAGUUUAUUUUAUAUUGAGUGGUUUUCAGAUAUUUAAUAUAAAGCUUUUUUUAGUUUGAUUUGAGGUUUUGGUGAAUUAAUAUAUUUGCACUUGUUUGUUCUUAAUGCCAUUUCUUGAAUGGCUAAUUCAUGUACUGACUGAAUGUUUAUGUGGCUCAAUUUAAGACCCUUGCAAUGUCAAAUGGCCUGUUUUUUUUAAAAGUCAAAUUGCAAGUAAAGAAAUGAAAAUAAUCUAACCAUGCCCGGUGUGAACAUGAAUUGUUAUUUAAAUAUUUGUUAAACCAUUGGUCUUCCAAAGCUUUAUCAUGUUUAAAGGCAGUGGACACUAUUGUUAAUUACUCAAAAUAGUUAUUAGCAUAAAACCU
Molecule: messenger RNA, 5122 nt
Organism: Asterias rubens (European starfish)
Lineage: Eukaryota; Metazoa; Echinodermata; Asteroidea; Forcipulatida; Asteriidae
Product: CMT1A duplicated region transcript 1 protein-like
Exons: 10
Coding region: 278-3970 (1230 amino acids)
Molecular function (GO): protein binding
Source: RefSeq, a predicted model, not a curated record